AUGCACCAGCCCACCAAGCACUUCAGCGCUGGCCCCCUGUUGCUCAGCUUGCUGGCAAUCCUGGCUCUCCUGACGUCUCCCGUUAUAGCAGCAGCCCCAAAGCCGUCAAUCGAUUCUUCGGGCUGUGGCGGCUGUAAACCCCAAGUUCCCAUCACGCAUUACACUGCGCAGCAGGUCGUCAAGCAGCUCGACCUCAUCCCCAACGUCGAAAAAGGUUACUAUGUCGAAAGCUUCCGGGAUCCGGUCUCCGUCAACAACCGUUCUGCCAGCACUGCCAUAUACUACCUCCUCGAGGGAUCUGCCGGUCCAUCCCACUGGCACCGUAUCGACGUUCCGGAGGUCUGGCAUUAUUAUGCAGGCGCAUCCUUAAAGAUGUCUCUGUCGCACAACGAUGGCAAGCCGGUGAAGGAAGUGGUGCUCGGGCCGAACAUUUUCAACUGUGAGAAGCCGCAAGUGGUGGUGGGCAAGUGGGAGUGGCAGAGUGCACAGAGCUUGGGAGACUGGACACUUGUGGGGACAACUGUCGCUCCAGGAUUUGACCCGAAGGGCUUCGAGAUGCCGGCGGAGGGUUGGCAGCCCAAGGGGGCGUGA
Molecule: messenger RNA, 591 nt
Organism: Histoplasma capsulatum G186AR
Lineage: Eukaryota; Fungi; Ascomycota; Eurotiomycetes; Onygenales; Ajellomycetaceae
Exons: 2
Coding region: 1-591 (196 amino acids)
Cellular component (GO): intracellular anatomical structure
Source: RefSeq, a predicted model, not a curated record